AGGGCAUUUUAAUACUUAAAAUUUUUUCAUGUUAAUAUGCAAAGUCAAUUCAACAUGUAUAUAGGCAGAUAAGGUAUUGAACUAUGAGUGUCUUCAUUCUUAAGACAGGUGUCUCGUUUUGUAGGCCAAAAUAUGCCACCCAAAAAGAAAAGACCAAAGAGCACUACAACCGGGAACACACCAUCCUCUGAGACUUCAGGCCCGGCAAAACGUCGAAAGCAGACAACAUCAGCCUCUGUUGACAUUGCCGAGCAGGUGAACAACGCUAUACAAUUAGCCCUGCCAAAAAUCACUCAAGCGGUCCUUUCGGCAAUGAAUGAUAAGAGCGAGGAGCACACAGUUAAAGCUCCAGAGGUGCCUCAGGAAUUACCAAGCACGUCCACGGAGCCGCUUUCCCAGGCUAGCGAUGGUACAAGAAUUCAAGGAGGGGUUCCCAUCUAUGAAUCCAAUGCCGACACCAAUAUCUCCAACAAUGCUCAACCUUUAAAGAACCUAGCAGACUUCAUUUUGCAGAGUUCACUUUCUAAAGCUUCUAGGUCAUCAUACGAUAGAGCUUUUACAUGUUAUAAGUCCUUCAUGUUCAACCAAUAUCCAAACGUCCCCAUCUUACCACCAUCAUCUCAACAUGUCGCACUUUUUGUAGCCUUUUGUUUUCAAUCCAACAUGGCGACGUCGACCUUGAAAAGUUAUCUAUCAGCUCUAGGAUAUAUAUUUAAAUUAAAGGGCUAUCAAGACGUAACACAGCUUUUUGUAAUUCGCAAAAUGCUACAAGGGUAUGAAAAGUUAAAACCAGGUACCGGGGAUACGAGGCUGCCUAUAACACCGUCUAUUCUAAGAAAUUUAGUUGACUCGCUUGAUCAUUUAGGUAUCUCAUUUUACCAGCGCAGCAUGCUAAAAUCAAUGUAUUUGUUGGCCUUCCAUGCCUUCUUAAGAGUGGGGGAAAUAACUAUCACAUCUCGACAUCACAGAGGUAAUGUUUUGCUACUGGAAAAUGUUAAGCUUGUUCGAGACGAAUCAAACACACUAGAAGGCCUAGAAAUAAGACCUGAUUCUUUCAAGCACAGUUCCGGCCGACAUAUUCCCACCUUGUUUCUACAGGCUAGUAAUUCCGAUGAAGGGCUCUGUCCAGUGCAAGCACUAUUGUCAUUUAUUACACUAAGGGGUCAAGUCAUGGGUCCCCUUUUUUCUUACCCUGAUGGUCAUGGAAUCCAAAGGCAACAAUUUACAAACUUUCUACAAAUGUCUUUAAAGUGGUCGGGUCUCGAUUCUAAACUCUAUAAAACUCAUAGUUUUCGAAUUGGUGCGGCAACGUCAGCGGCCGAAAUGGGUAUUUCAGAUGAAAAGAUUAAACAGAUGGGACGAUGGCAUUCCGACGCAUACAAGAAAUACAUACGCAUACCUGUUUUGAAAAUCUAAAUAUUUUCUGCAGUAAGUAUAAUCAUGGGGACAGGGGCCUCUGAUUAUGCACUAAAUAUCAACACAUACUACGAUCAGCUGGUUUUUGGACAUAGCGAAUAUAAGUUUCCAGAUUUAUAUUUAAUUUCCCUUUAUAGCAUGGACUGUUUUGAAUUUUAAACCUAGGUCAUGGGGACAUGGGCCUCUGACUUAACCUUAUAAAUAUAGCAUGGAAUGUUUUGAUUUUCAAACUUGAGUCAUGGGGACAGGGGCCUCUGACUUAACCUUACAAAUAAAGGAUGGACUGUUUUGAUUUUUCGAACUUACACGUAAGUCAUGGGGACAAGGGCCUCUGACUUAACCUAAUGGAGGUACAACUGCGUUCAUUUUUCUUCGACAUUAAGUCACGGGGACAUGGGCCUCUGACUUAUUCGCCUGGUUGUGUUUAUAUAAUGUAUAAUAUGUUUGUUUAUUCCGGUUGGCUGUAAUAGUGAUGUUAGAAACUUUGAUGAAAUAUGACAGAGGAUCGUGAACUUAAUUAUAACGUAUUAUGGACACUGCUGGUUAAUGGAGCUUGAACGAGAUCCUUCUAUCACUUAUAAAGGAGUAUCUUGACCAUCUUUGAAGAAACUGUGUGGUAUUUAUGUUUGUGCAUUAAUAUUAACAAUUCAUUAGAAGACAAUAGUUUAAGGAUGGGGUUUAUUGCGUUUAUGUAAACACAAUAAUGUGGCGAAUUUUUAUACCCCACCUUUGAUAUCUAUUGAAACAAAAUUGAUUAUAUUUUCAAUUGUUCAAUUUUUCUGAUUCUGCAUUAUAUGUUUAUAUGCAUGAUAUUUUGUGUUUUUUCAUACAGUCAUUUAUAAUGUAAAUAAAUGGCAUUUUUCAAUUCACUUAAUCUUAAUUUUGUUUCUUCAUAUCAAACAGAGUUAAACUAUUGUCAGUGGGUUUACAUAAAUAUUUAAUUUACAUCCUUAAAUUAAUUUAUGUAAAACAUCUGACACGGCAGACCCAUGCUAGCAAUUAAGUUUCUUAAUCGCAAAAUUUCUUAUCCGUUAGAUUAAAGCAAUUCUCGAAGAUCUUUCUGUAAAUUGGUAUGAUUUAUAUUCUCGGCCGUCGGAUGCUAAGAUAUGCGCGCGGGUUCUCACGCCUUUCACCAUUCCCUCACAGAACCUUGUCAGUGAACGCGCAAGCAAAAAUUCUGCUGUAAUUUUAAUUGCCCUCCGUCCCGCCCCAACACCAUCUGUAAUUAUUGCCGUGUCAGCAUAGUUAUCUUUGAUUGGUUUUGUAUGAUACAUAUUCUUUUAGAAUAGUUUUUUAUGUUUAUGUUUUAAUUUGCUAAAUAUAUGUACGAUUGUGGUGUUUGCGAAUUUUUAUACCCCACCUUUGAUAUCUAUUGAAACAAAAUUGAUUAUAUUUUCAAUUGUUCAAUUUUUCUGAUUCUGCAUUAUAUGUUUAUAUGCAUGAUAUUUUGUGUUUUUUCAUACAGUCAUUUAUAAUGUAAAUAAAUGGCAUUUUUCAAUUCACUUAA
Saccostrea cuccullata (small rock oyster) is the source of this 2923-nucleotide messenger RNA. RefSeq lists its product as uncharacterized. Gene Ontology annotation, biological process: DNA integration; DNA recombination. Gene Ontology annotation, molecular function: DNA binding. Lineage: Eukaryota; Metazoa; Mollusca; Bivalvia; Ostreida; Ostreidae. The record is from RefSeq and is a predicted model, not a curated record. The coding region runs from base 133 to 1416 and encodes 427 amino acids. The transcript is spliced from 2 exons.